Molecule: messenger RNA, 4240 nt
Organism: Mobula hypostoma (lesser devil ray)
Lineage: Eukaryota; Metazoa; Chordata; Chondrichthyes; Myliobatiformes; Myliobatidae
Exons: 11
Coding region: 790-3687 (965 amino acids)
Source: RefSeq, a predicted model, not a curated record
ACCAGGUGAGGCGGCGGUUCUGGGAGCGGAGCCAGGGCCUGGGGAUAGGUUUAGCUCGCCCCGGGGAUAGACCCGAACAGGCCGGAGACCCGAAUCCGCGGGCGAAGCCCCGGAACCAUUUCCUGAACUUUCAACUAGUAAAUCUGACCUUUUAACUCAUUGUCAUUGAUCAUUGAAAGGUAUUUCACUAAUUAAACAACCCUAACUAAUCAGUAACCCAAGGGAACCGAAUUCAGUCAAAUAACUAAUCAUUUAAACUAUUGAAAUGGAUUAUAGUAGCUGAUAACUGGGGUAUCUGGCCGAUGAAAGUGCGACAACUAAAUUAUUGGGGCGGAUUAAUUGUUAGGGUUAAUUUAAAACUAAACUAGUUAAACAACCGAGACUAGUUACUAAAUGUUGGUUGUGAGGUGAUGAUCAUUUCUGACAGCUACAAGAACAAGGCUUAAAUGUGCGGCUAACCUGUACCUGAGGUAAAUCAUUGACUAACCAAACUAUCGUAACUAUUAAAAUCCUGCCUCUUGGUCAGGAAGUUGCAGAUCAACUCAACCGAUUAACCCAUUAAGUGAGGAAGUGGCAGAGAGACAGAGCUUUAUUUAACUUGGCAUGAAGCAAUGAAAGUGUUUCUGGUUGGUGGAAAGAGUUGCCUGGUGGCCCUAGGAUACAAUUGACAAGUAGACUAGCUACCAGAAUCUAGGAGGAGAAGACUAAAUUACUGAGGACCACCUCAUGAAGCUGCAAGAGUGCAUUGAGCACUAGAAGACAUGCCAACUUGGUGGAGGCUACCAGGAGAUGACUGAGGUCAGAUAUCAGAGGGAAGUGGCGGAUGGAGAGGCGGGACCAAAUCAAGUAAAGCAAGUUUGUCAGAAGUUCCAGAUUCUGGAAGACCAGACGGUUGCGCACGUUUUACAGGAGCAGGAAGUUGAGGAGCACCUUGCAGCCAACAGGCUGAAGGCCCAGCAAGUGCGGGUGAACCUUACGGUGGCGAGGCGGCUGCAGGAGGAGGAAGAUGAGCAGAGCCAGAGGCUCGACCGGAAACUCUGCCGACAAAGCAAAAUGGACUUGGAAAACCAUUGUAAACAGACAUCAGAGGAAGAGUUUCCCCAGUGGGAUGAGACUAGACAGCGAUCACACACAGAGCAGAGGAAGAACCGGGUGCGCAGGUUUUCAGGGGAGACGGGCCGGCGGUCCAAGGAGGGGGCUGUGAAGGAAAAGAGAGCUGAAGCUUCCCCAUGGCAUGGAAUCCGUUACAGCCAGCCCAGGUCUCGCCAACCCUUCAUUGCAAGCAAGAGAGGGGAGAACGCUGAAUGGUGCAGGCGGGAGGGAGAACCUGACCGGCCACACCGCAGGUUGGAUGUGGAGGGAGAACAUGAGGCAAACGGCUUUGGGACGCCUCAAGAAAUGGACGUGGGGCAGCAGAGGCAAUGGUCCCCAGCCAGUUGUUGGGAUUACAUUAAACAGGCAGAGGAGGGGGGUGAUUCUCCCGAGGGUGGAGACCCACUUGCAAGGACACAUGGCCAACUGAAGGGACAGAGAACCCGCCGUGGCCCUGAAGGAAGAGCGGAUUCCCGGGUUGCUUCUACUCCUGGCCACCUUGCAGUUCUUCCUCCUGCAGGGUCCACCGAUGAGGACGAGUACAAUGCCUUUCAGGGUAGCGUGUCCGAUUCAGAGUCCCGCCAGAGGUGCCGUCGGUCCAGGGGAGAGCUGCGGGCUAUGCGAGCAAGAACCAUGUCUGAGGAUGGCCACCGGACCACCCGGGACAGACGUGGCCACAAGCGCAGUAGCCCAGGCCCCCAUCUACCUGUGGCUGAGACUCCACCAAGGCCUCAAGAGCAGCUAGCUAUGGAGAGGAGAGCCGUGGACUUCCACCCUCCUCUGGGGCCAACCGGUGAACUGAUGCAGAGUGGUAGGUGGAAGGUUGGGGGUGGCCGAACUCCAUUGACUACUAAGGGACUUGGGAUGGAAAACCAUUGGCCAUUGAGCAGAAAAGAGAGAGAGGCCAACUACCCAUUGGCUGGUGAUCAGAAGCACAUCCAUCGCCCAUUGGCUGUCAGUCAGAAGCACGUCCAUCGCCUACUGGCUGGCGAUCAGAAGGACGACCGUCGCCCAUUGGCUGGCGAUCAGAAGCACGACCGUCGCCCAUUGGCUGGCGAUCAGAAGCACGACCGCCGCCCAUUGGCUGGCGAUCAGAAGCACGUCCAUUGCCCAUUGGCUGGCGAUCAGAAGCACGUCCAUCGCCCACUGGCUGGCGAUCAGAAGCACGACCAUUGCCCACUGGCUGGCGAUCAGAAGCAUGACCAUCGCCCACUGGCUGGCGAUCAGAAGCACGUCCAUCGCCCACUGGCUGGUGAUCAGAAGCACGACCGUCGCCCAUUGGCUGGUGAUCAGAAGCACGUCCAUCGCCCAUUGGCUGGCGAUCAGAAGCAUGUUCAUUGGCCACUACCUGUUGGUGAAGACCAAGUCCACCGUCCAUUGCCUCCCAAUCAAAGGCAAGCCCAGUAUCCUCUGGUUACCAACCAUACUCUUUAUCCAUAUAUUCACCACCCACCACAGACUAAAGCAAAAGGGAAGCAAGUCCAUUUCCUAUUGGCUGCUUCGGACAGAGCAAGUCCUAGCCAAAUGCAAUUGGCUCAGAGGGAUAGGCAAAUCCAAUUUCUGUUGGAUUCCACAGGAAAGGAUAUUCAAUCCUCAUCGGUUGGCAAGCAAAAGCGCGUCCAUUUCCCACUAGCCAUUGGAGAGAAGGGAAUAGCAGUCCAUAGUCCAUUGGUCAAGGAUAACGAUGCUCAACACUCAUUGGCUACCAAAAGGAAGGAACUUCGAUCUCCAUUGGCUGUGAAGCCAAAGCCCAUUCAGUACCGAUUGGACAGUAAGGAUGCAGAGACGAUUAUUGAUUAUGUUUUGGAGAAUCAGCAAGGAAAGGAUGACUGGUGUCCAAAUCGCAUGGUCAAAUCACCAGCUGUUCGGGAGGAUGGCUCAGGGCAGAGCAGAGACAGUCCCAGAGAGGUGGUGCCAGCUAAAGCACGGCCAUUGGUGUCCAAAACCCCUGGGCUUGAUCGUGAGAAGCCCCACCGUGCAGAGAAGGAUUCCUCCAGCUACCCGUGCAGUGGAUGUCCUGAUGUGAGGGGUGGCUCUGCGGACAGCUUUGGGUGCAGUGACGGGGCCACGCAUCAGCCAAAGCUGAAGGUAGUGGAUCGCGUGGAGGCUCCACGGGGAAGACACCGCCAGCCGAGAUCCUGGGAUGUGCAGGGCAGAAGACCAGAGGAGAGGAGGAAACCGGACCGCAGUCGUCCUCAUUCUCCAUCGGACGGUCUCCCUGCAGAAGCUGGCAAACACCCAGCAAGAAGCAAAGGAAGUGCUCCGAGGAAUGGACUCCCCACCUCCCUGUGCUGCAGCGAUGAGACCCUCAAGGCUCUACAGGCCCUGGAACUACGGAGAGUUCAAUUACAAAAGGCAGCAGCAGACAAGAAACAGCUUCAACUGGCCAGGGAUGAGGAGUUUGCACUGGACCUGCUGAGACGGGAGAUAACAGCCAUGAGUCUGAGUGGUAAGGAGAAGUGUUGCCAUCUAAUGCAGGGAGACGAGGAUGUCCCAGGCAGGAGGAGAAAGGAGUCUCCCAGGAGCGAUAGCCCCUCCUCAGUGAAUGUCGAUUGGCAUCAUCAGUCCGGAACCUCUGCUGGGCGUCACACAUGACAUUCUGUGAACUCUAUAGACUGCUGUGCACCAAAGUUGCAGGAGAUCAGCGGUUUCUGAGAUGCUCAAAUCACCCUGUCUGGCACCAACAGUUAUUCCACGAUCAAAGUCACUUAGAUCACAUUUCUCCCCCCAUUCUGACGUUUAGUCUGAACAACAACUGAACCUCUUGACCUUGCCUGUAUACUUUUAUGCAUUGAGUUGCUGCCUUGUGAUUGGCUGAUUAGAUAUUUGUGUUACCAAGCAGGUGUACCUAAUAAAAUGGCCACUGAUUGUAGUUUGUUGAUUUAAUUUGGAACUACAGAAUAACAUUCAAAGUAAAUUUCUUAUCAAAAUGCGUUAUAGAGUAGACAUUGAGAGGACCUUUACAAUAGUGGGACAAUCUAGGACCAGAGGGCACAGCCUCAGAAUACAAGGACACCCCUUUAGAACAGAGAUGAGGAGGAAUUUCUGUAGCUUGAGGUUGGUGAAUCUGUGGAAUCAUUGCCACAGAUGGCUGUGGAGGUCAAUUCAUUGGGCAUAUUUAAAGCAGUUGUUGAUAGUUAUUUAAUUA